Messenger RNA from Frankliniella occidentalis (western flower thrips), 904 nucleotides. RefSeq lists its product as uncharacterized. The record is from RefSeq and is a predicted model, not a curated record. Bases 87 to 530 code for a protein of 147 amino acids. The transcript has 3 exons. NCBI's taxonomy places the organism in Eukaryota, Metazoa, Arthropoda, Insecta, Thysanoptera, Thripidae.
CGCCGAGACGUCCCGGAACAACACGGAACGGAUCCAGACGAAUUUCUGAUCAAAACUGUAGAACUGCAGAAGCAAAGUUCUCGGCCAUGGCAGCUCCAGGGAAACCCAAGAGUCUCCUGGACGGCGUCACCUUGAAGCCACUGACACAAGAAAACCUUCUUUACCACUAUGCCCCGAUGGCCGGUGCGGCAAGCUACACCACUUUGUCUGUCAGCCUGUCGAAUCCGAAUAUGUUGAGAAGGUUGUUCCCCACCAGAGACAUUACAAACGCCCUACUGCUCACAUCCAUUGCAGGGACUGCGCUUUACAUUUACAAGCGUCCUCAUAUGGAGAAAGUCUCGAACCAGCGUAGAAUUACAUACAGUGUAUAUGGCGCUGGAAUGUUGAGCUUGAGUUCUAUCCUGGUUUGGUCAAUAUUGAGGUACUACCUCCCCGACAAUGCUGUCAUCCAAACUGCUACAGGAGUUGCAACCAGCGUUGGGUUAUUGAUUCUGGGGAAGGACUAUCUAGAUUUAGUAGACAAAAAGUGAAAUUAUUAUGUUAUUUCCAUUAAACACCUCACCACUUGUUUAAAUGUUAUGCUCUAGGCUGUUUGAUUAAGUUCUUAAAAUUGUGCUUCAACCAAAUCAAAAUUUCUCAAUAUACUUCACUAAUACCUGGAGCUCAUCUAUCAGUCUUUUUAGUUUUACACUUUGCUUGUGGUAUUUUGUAGUCAAACUAGUCUGAAGAGAUGAAGAGUUGAAAAAAAAAAAUAAUGAGCAAAGUACUUGUGUUGUAUGAGUGGCAUUUUUGUGAAAUGGUAAAAUAUGUCAAUGUGAUGGAUUGUUCUUUCCAUGUGGAGUUUGAAGAUUUAAUGUACUGAUCUGUUUUGAAUUUGUUGUAUAAAUAAUUAUAUUUAAUUUUA